This is a messenger RNA of Phytophthora sojae, 2484 nucleotides long. RefSeq lists its product as hypothetical. The record is from RefSeq and is a predicted model, not a curated record. Bases 1 to 2484 code for a protein of 827 amino acids. The transcript is spliced from 7 exons. Lineage: Eukaryota; Oomycota; Peronosporomycetes; Peronosporales; Peronosporaceae.
AUGUCCGAGCGAAGUGCGUCCAUCCAGGCUCCGACUCGCUUCGGGGUGUCGGGUGGGUCCGAUCAAUCUCUGACGAGCGCUUCGUCUGGGACGUUCACGUCGAGAGACGGCUCCUCACUUUCGUCCGGAUGGAGUGUUGGCAGGUUCGCCGGAAGCCACAUGCCCAUGGCGAUGAUGGCCCAAGGUGGAGGUGUUCCGACUGGAGAUGGAAUGGCGAUGUGCAUCAAGCGUGAAGUGGUUCCGCUCGCCCCGACGCCAGUUGACCAGGACGAUGUCGUUAUCGGAGAACAAAGUCUGGAAGCCACUCGCGUCGAUAUGGCCACCGUCGAAGACCUUCGUCCGGAAGCUCUGACAGCGAGGACGAUCGCGGUCACCAUCGGAGUUCCAGAAGUCGACACUCGAGAAGGUCGGACCGACACUCUGUCCGGACGCUCGGGUAGAUCCGCUCGGUCGCUUCGGUCGGAGUCUUCAGUCGGAUCGCGGUCAUCGGGUGCCACGCAGAUUGCCUUGAACACAAUGAGGCAGGUGCAGGACGCGGUGUCCCGCAUGGAGAACACUCAGGGCUCGACACUCGAGAAGCUUGGACUGGCGCUGAAGGCAGAACUUGGACGGAUGGUGUCGUCCCAUGACGACAGCCAGGCUCGCCGCGGGGCGGAGACUCUGGAAGCGCUGCGCGUGGAAGCUGCUCGUCUGGAACGUGAGCGGUCUGAGGCACUGCUUGGACACUACCAGGCCCACUUGGAGGCGCGCCAAGCCGAAGAGGCCGACCGCACGGCCGCCAUGAUGGCCGUCGUCCAGCAGGACUUGCACGACUUGCGGAUGGAUCGAGACCAAGAGCGACUGAAGGCAAAGAUUCUUCAGAAGUAUCUCGUGGGACAGUUGCGCAACCUUCAGACGACAUCGGCCCAAGAUCAAGGAUCUGCGGGAAAAAUCCAUCGAGAAUCCAGUGGCGUAAUCAACGAGCGUACAAGCGCGGGGCGUAUGGGACAGGACAUGAAGAACACCGACGAAUUCCUGGCGUCCAAACUGCAGGAGACCUUGAACGCGGCUAAAGCGGUGAGCUUCCUGAAGCCCGCUGCGGCACAAGCCCAGAAGGUGGUCGCCUCGAAGGUGAAGGCAGAACCUGUUUUCGAGUCAAAGCCCCCUGCGCCGACCCGAUCGACGUCAGGCAGAGUGUCUGGAUGGUCAUCGUCUGGAACGUCCAUGUCGCCCGAGCCGCACAGGCGUGAGUCGUCGCGCAAGAGGAAGACUGGCAAGUCUCGCCGUCAUGGUGAUCCGUCGGACUCCGACCCGAACUCGGACUCUAGCUCUAAAUCGGACUCAAGCAACAGUUCGGACAGCAGCUCGUUUGGGGACACGACGCCUGGAGUGACUAUGAAGACUGCGGAAGGAGGCACUACGGUGUACACGUUCAAACCGUUUGUGAAUUCGAACACGCUGGAGGACUUAGAUCCGAAGGCCUCGUUGGCGACCAGGAUUCGGUGGCUGGAGCGGUUCCAAAUUAAGGUGUACGAGAUGAAACUCAAGAUGCCUGCACCUGUUCGGAACUGGAGAGCAAACUUGGAGCUGAAGGUGUGUCGGGACUGGAAACGUUUUCUGAAGGCAUUCCGCGAGAGGUAUUGCAAGGCCAACACCUCAGAUUCGGAGCGGUACUACACGAUGAUUCAGAAGAAAUACGAGACGCCUCUCGAGUUCUACUACCGGUUGAACAAGGUCGCUGAGAAGGCUGGCCUGGACUUCAAGUCGUCCAGCAAGGCUCGAAAACGCCAUCUGAAGGUGUUUAUGAAGAAGCUUUUGGACACCAGACUGCGAUCGACCCUUCAAGGUCAGCGGAUCCGAAGCUUGAAGGAUGUGGAAGAUCACCUGUUCGAUGGAAUGAAGCGUGUGGCGAUGGUCGAUGGAGCUGUAAAUGGACGUCGAACUGGAAUACUCCUGGACCCCGGAACGUCGGCAAGCGUAGUGAGUCUGAACCUUGCGCGUGGGCUCAAGCUCAAACUUCGCUUCUCUAAGCCGUUCCGAGGCGCUGGCGACACAUCGGACGGUACGGACGACCCGGAGACGCAUCAGCCGCUGACCAACAAACGCGAUGACAUACGCGAGGAGCAUUCGGAGACGGACCAGUUUUCUUCAGGCGAAGUUUAUCCAGACGGGGACGAGUUUUUCGAUUCUAUCUGUCUGGAUGAAGUUGACUGGGGCGAUGGUCUUCCGCACGAAGAUCGUGACCUCAGUGAAGCCGCCAAUACAGACGCGCUGGGGAUUCCAAAUGACCAGUGCAAAGCUGAUUUCGAAGGCGACGCAUACGUAGUCGAAGCCAUUUUGGAUCUCCGAUGGUCCCAAGAUUCGUGCACGCCCUGCCGGAGCCGGGAGUACCUAGUCAAACUGAAGCGCUGCACGAAAGCGAUGUGGUUUCCGGAAUCCCACCGUGACCGUGAACUGCUCUGCGAUUUCGAUCGUGUGAACAACACCGGAUGCCCGGUCCAUUAG